Molecule: messenger RNA, 1242 nt
Organism: Aphanomyces invadans
Lineage: Eukaryota; Oomycota; Saprolegniomycetes; Saprolegniales; Verrucalvaceae
Exons: 3
Coding region: 25-1134 (369 amino acids)
Cellular component (GO): endomembrane system
Molecular function (GO): acyltransferase activity
Source: RefSeq, a predicted model, not a curated record
CGCUUCCUUUCUGUUCAUCGGACGAUGCAAGUGAGUUGUCGUGGGGCAUGCUUCGUGGGGGCGUUGGUCCUUACGGCUAUUGCAGGGCUAUUCAUGCUGCUUACUCCGGCGCUUCUUGCUCUGUACCUGUUUGGAAAGCGCGGCGAGGCUCUGUUCCUGCUCGCGCAACAAAUGGUCCAAGGCAUGUGGCUGGCAAACGUCGCCAUCCUGCUCGAGCAAUGGCAUGGCAUGUCGACGGAGAUAUACAUCAUUGGGGAUAAGUCACGACUGCCGUGCAUCACGUCGGCCGAACGUGCCGUGUGGAUUUCGAACCAUCGUACGCGCAUUGACUGGAUGUUGCUGUGGUCGCUCGGACUACGUACCAACACAUUGCAUCAACUCAAAAUCGUGCUCAAAGACUCGCUCCGCGCGGUGCCUGUGUUUGGGUGGGCCAUGCAAGCGUUUCAGUUCAUCUUCUUGUCUCGCGACUGGAAAAAUGACGAAAAGACGCUGACCCGACUCCUCACGCAUCUCGGCCGUACUCGACCCAAUUCGACCUACCUCUUCUUCCCUGAAGGCACGGACUUGAGUCCGUCCAACAUGAUCAAGAGCAAUCACUUCGCCGCCACGCGGGGUCAGCCGCCUCGAAGUUACACGCUGUACCCGCGGACCACAGGUUGGAAUCACAUGUUUCCUCUCGUCCGCGACCACGUCGAUGCAGUAUACGACUUGACGUUGUGCUUCGUCGACUACGAACCGAACGAACGGCCGUCAGAGGCAUGUCUUCUCACGGGGCGGAUGCCAUCCACGAUCAAGAUUCUUCUUGAGCGCAUCCCGAUUGAAUCGAUUCCCCUGGACGCGGCGAGCUUGCGCCAAUGGAUGGAAGAACGGUUCGCCGCAAAGGAGGCUGUGCUCCAUCAAUGGCACACCAAGCAGCGGCUGCCCCCCACAGCCGAGCGCAUCUUGGACCACGACAUUCUCCAGCGCGCGCACCUCGUUCAGGCAUUUUGGAUUCUCCUCUGCACCCUGUGCUACAUGAUGCUGUACCAGUACAUCGUCGUGCGAGUGUGCGGUGUGCUCGCCGUCAUCGCCUACGUCGUCAUCACACGAAAUGGCGGAACUGACGGCUUUCUCACGUCGCGAAAUGUCACGUAGUCGAUUCGCUCUCACUCGGGCCGAGCGCUUCGCCGUGGUUGAUUUCUCAACAGAGACAUGGAUCGACUUUUGAGCGUACAUGGCUUGUGCAAAACCGUUAAUCUUCGC